AUGCCAGAUAUUGCCAAGUUAAGACGACAGUGUGACCAAAGAGCACACAUUCAGCAAAUCUUCCAAAGCACUGUCUCCCCCAGCAGUGUCUCCCCAGCAGGAUCUCCCCAGCAGUCUCCCCAGCAGGCAUCUCCCCAGCGAGGUGUCUCUCAGCAGUCUCCCAGCAGUGUCUCCCCAGCAGUCUCCCCAGCAGUGUCUCCUCAGCAGUCUCCCCAGCAGUGUGGCUCCCCAGCAGGAUCUCCCCAGCAGUGUCUCUCCAGCAGUCUCCCCCAGCAGUGUCUCCCCAGCAGUGGUGUCUCUCCAGCAGUCUCCCCAGCAGUGUCUCCCCAGCAGGAUCUCCCCAGCAGGAUCUCCCAGCAGGAUCUCCCCAGCAGUGUCUCCCCAGCAGUAUCUCCCCAGCAGUGUCUCCCCAGCAGGAUCUCCCCAGCAGGAUCUCCCCAGCAGUGUCUCCCCAGCAGUGUCUCCCCAUCAGUAUCUCCCAGCAGUUUUCCAAAGCAUUGUCUCCCCAGCAGUGUCUUCCCCAGUAGUGUUUCCCCAAGCAGUGUCUUCCCCAGUAGUGUUUCCCCAGCAGUCUCCCCAGCAGUGCCUCCACCAGCAGUGCCUCCCCCAGCAGUGCCUCCCCCAGCAGUGUACUCCCCAGCAGUGUCUUCCCCAGUAGUGUUCCCCCAGCAGUGUCUUCCCCAGUAG
Homarus americanus (American lobster) is the source of this 687-nucleotide messenger RNA. RefSeq names its product vegetative cell wall protein gp1-like. The record is from RefSeq and is a predicted model, not a curated record. The transcript has 2 exons. Lineage: Eukaryota; Metazoa; Arthropoda; Malacostraca; Decapoda; Nephropidae. Bases 1 to 687 code for a protein of 228 amino acids.